AUGCGGUUACUUUCGAUCUUCUCCUUUCUGCUAUUACUCGGCACCGUCUCUUCACUAAAUCUACUUUUAUUCCUCAUCGGGACGAACCAGUUUGAGCGCGGAACCUUCGAAUAUUUGGCCCAACAAUUGGCCUUGAGACACCAUAAUGUAAUUACCGUCAAGCCGAUAUUAAUCCCCGAAGAGCCACGAUUGGUGAAGCCGAAGCUUCAUUUGGUGCGGGAGAAGACGAUGAAGAACUUGUUGACCAAGAAACUCUACGAACCUCUUGAAAAAAUUGGUGACACCGUCCCGUGGAGCCAAAACUAUGAGCUCGAAAGGAUGGAGGAGCCCUAUUGGGUUGCGCAUAAUGCUUCUUGUGUAAAGAUGCUAAAUUCGAACCUUAUGGACCAACUCAAGAAAGACGAGCUCGAUGUCGUGAUCGCCUACGCUGGAAACCCGUGUCAACUGGCUUUGGCUCACGUUCUGGGCAAGCCAGUGAUUUAUUUUGAUCAGGAAGGACUCACCGAUGAAACGCUUGUUGCUGCCGGGGCCUCGCCAAGUCUGGACUACCCAUCUUCGCACUGCUCGUUUAGACCGACACCUUUCCUCGCCGUAAACCGGAUCUUCAAUGGUAUCUGUAUCCUGAAAGAGUACCUGGCCCAGUCGCGGAUCCCGUUUUUGGCGUCGAUUGUCUCAAGGAGAUAUAAGCACCUUGACCAUGAGAUCACGAAGAUGUUUGCUGAUGAUUAUGAGAUCAAGAAGAGGUUCAAGCCAUUCCCGGAUGUCAAUGAAUUAAAGGGCAAAUCAUCUCUAUUCUUUGCCAACACCGAUCGAUUAUUGGAGUACGAGCGACCACUUCCACCCCAUGUAAUUUCAGUCGGUGGAAUGCAUAUCGACCAUCCGAAGCCGUUGUUUGCGGUAAGCCCCGUU
Messenger RNA from Mesorhabditis spiculigera, 909 nucleotides. The record is from the annotation of a GenBank genome assembly. Lineage: Eukaryota; Metazoa; Nematoda; Chromadorea; Rhabditida; Rhabditidae.